This is a messenger RNA of Rhinichthys klamathensis goyatoka, 466 nucleotides long. RefSeq names its product ribonuclease-like 3. The transcript has a single exon. Bases 38 to 466 code for a protein of 142 amino acids. Gene Ontology annotation, biological process: defense response to Gram-negative bacterium; angiogenesis; defense response to Gram-positive bacterium. Gene Ontology annotation, molecular function: nucleic acid binding; RNA nuclease activity. Lineage: Eukaryota; Metazoa; Chordata; Actinopteri; Cypriniformes; Leuciscidae. The record is from RefSeq and is a predicted model, not a curated record.
GUAAAGGUGUUUUGAUGUGUGUAUUGUUCAGCAGGUCAUGGAGAUUCAUCAGUCUGCUGUGAUUCUGCUGCUGGUCUUGUGUGUGUCGUUCUCCACUCAUGCUCAACCAGAAGGUUAUGAGAAGUUCCUCAAGCAGCAUGUGUUUGGUGCCAUGACUGUACAGAAAUGUGACAGUGAGAUAUACAGAAGAAAAAUCAUGGAUUCCAAAACCAACGGCUGCAAAAAAAUCAACACCUUUAUAAAAGCAAAUAAAAACGAUGUUAGAGCAGUUUGUGGCGCAGCAGGAACUCAAAAGGACCUUAACCGUAUGAGUAACAAUCCUUUUCCUGUGAUCAUUUGUAAAAAACACAGUGGGGAGAGACGCCCACACUGUGAAUACAGAGGGGUCAGAGACACUAGUAAGAUUGUGGUGAGGUGUGAAAACGGCUGGCCUGUACAUUAUGCCGAAGACGUAGUUAUUGUAUAG